Neurospora tetrasperma FGSC 2508 is the source of this 2601-nucleotide messenger RNA. RefSeq lists its product as uncharacterized. The record is from RefSeq and is a predicted model, not a curated record. Bases 1 to 2475 code for a protein of 824 amino acids. The transcript is spliced from 6 exons. Lineage: Eukaryota; Fungi; Ascomycota; Sordariomycetes; Sordariales; Sordariaceae. Gene Ontology annotation, molecular function: ATP binding; ATP hydrolysis activity.
AUGGCCAGUUCGACGCCAGUGGCAGGGAGGGAGGCUUUAGCCGGAAACUGGACGGCUGAAGGUCCUGUCGAUCUUUACUGCAAGAAAACUGGACAAUCCCACGCAGUACUCACCGCAUUCGACUACUGGAAGUGUCCAAGAUGUGAUCAAUCUUUGCGCCAACCCGACUUCAAGAUAUCGAACAGUGAGAGUGAUCAAGAUAGCUCUAGCGGGAAGGUAGAGUCGGCCCCCAGCGAAUCGGAGAACUUUUCGUACUCCGUUCGAUAUGUGGAUGCACAGCAUCAUCUCAUUUAUUCUGAACCGUGGCAAGGGCCAUUUGAUCUUCAUGAGGCCAGGAAAUGUGUUCUCUCCCAAAUGAAGAAACCCAUUCUGAGGAUCGAGACUGUAUUGGAAACCUCCAUACGCGGCAAUAUGCAACGACACUAUUACGAAGUUAACAGAAUCAAGGCAGACGGAAUUCUUACUAACCCACUUGUUGAUGUAGCGGUUUCGAGAAUCGCAGUCACCGUUAUGUCUCCUGCUCUCAAUCAAGCAAUCCGAAAGCUGGUUUCCUAUUAUCCCUCGGAGGAUCUUCAUAGGAAGACUCUGGAAUUGGGUCGACAUCAUGAGUUGGUGUGGCAUCAUCUAGACGACUUCGAGACGUACAUUGAGCAGCCUGAUGAGGAUAACGACACAAGGCUUGCGAAAACGCAUUUACGACAGCUCUUGGCGCUUGUGGCAAGCAUCAAUGGCCAAGGGGUCGCUGACGAGAAAGCCCGGCACAGCAGAGGGAUGUGCACGUAUGACAUGGUGUGGCUUCUAUACAAACCGGGAAUUACUGUUUAUCUGGAGUCUUGCGGCAGUCUCGCAGCCUUUGUCGUCUUUGAAUGUGUGUAUCACGAAGCUUGGACAGAAGCCACGCAAGAUGGGCUGGUCUCACAUCCAAGAGGAUGGAAAGUAGGAUUAUGGAACCUGGACUACGACGGGAGCUAUGUCGGAAGGCGUGCGCGACAUGUGUACCUGCCUCCUUUUGAAGGAGAGCGCAGGAUCAUUGACCUCAACAUCAUCCCUACUAGAUACAAAGACGAGGAAGAUGGCGGAAAGACCCGGGAAGCACUGAUAAAGGAUGGAAAACGAUGGUUUGAGCUGCUACGUGGAAGACAAGUGUCAUAUUCUGGUCGCCUGCUGGAUGACAGGAAACGUGAGUUCCAAGGCCGCGUCUACGUUGACACUGCUUCAUAUUACAACAUUGAAAGCGCAAGCCAUGCCGAUGACGCUUCUGAGUAUGGAGACGAUACGGCUGAGAAGGAAGAAUCACGAGAGGCUAUCUUCCGACGUCCUCCACUUCUGGGAAAUGUCAACGAUAUGGGUCGGGGUUUAGCGAAGUGUCCCUGUGAACAGUGUCACGGAUUUCGGCCGCACCCACCUCAUGGAUUCCCUUGGACUGAUUACGACCUCCUGAACCCUCAUAAAAUGGAAGUAUCAGAUCUUAAACUGCCCGAUCAUUGCCCAGAUCCAGAGCACAGGUAUCUCUUGUGCAAUCGAAGACUCUUCGGCUUUGACUUGAGAUCUAGAUACUGGCUAAUGGUUGAUGUGCAGUUCUGCAAGGACCUGAAGAGGAACACAACGGCAAUUAAGACGCUGGUGCUUCAGGAGGAGACCAAAAACAUGAUCAAGGCUCUCAUACAGAAGUACUCUGGUGAUGCGAAAGGACCUGGAGUUCCUGUGGCCUCUUGGAGAGCCGACCACAUUGAGAACAAGGGCGAAGGCCAAAUCUUCCUACUUCACGGAAGUCCCGGUGUUGGAAAAACAUUUUACGCUGGGAGGCCGCUGCUCUCGCUCACGUGCGCAGACAUCGGAACCGAAGAUGUCAGCAUGGAAAAGAAGCUGAUGAAGUGGUUCCAGCUGGCCGAGAAAUGGGGAGCGGUUAUGCUCAUUGAUGAGGCCGACGUGUUUCUGGAGAAGAGAGUAACAUCCGACCUCAAGCGCAACAGCCUGGUAUCGGUGUUUCUCAGAUGCGUAGAGUACUACCGCGGCGUGCUCUUCUUGACGACCAACCGAGUUGGCCAAUUCGACGAUGCCUUCAUGUCACGCAUUCACGUGGUUAUUCACUACAAGAGCCUAACGCCCCAAGACAGGAAGAAGAUCUGGCGGCAGUUCUUCGAUAAGUUGUCUUUUGAACGUCCUGAGUUUCGCAUCACGCGACGCGCACAGGAUUACGUGCUGGAGGAGAAGGAUAUCACGAGCAUGCCGUGGAACGGCCGAGAGAUUCGAAAUGCCUUCCAAACCGCCGUUGCUCUCGCCGACUUUCGAUUGAUGCAGAUAGAAGACAAGGGUGAACAUGACAUCCCGACACUCGAUCAGAAAGACUUUGAAGAGGUGUGCAACAUGAUGAUCAAGUUCAAGGACUAUCUGAAGGAUCUUCAUGGAAAGGAUGAGGACGAGAGAGCGCACAAGGAGUUUUCAAGGGGUCCCGUUUUUGGGCUGGAAGACUGAUGGAUUCGGGCGGGUGAGUAUCACCGUGCAGGGGUUGCCGUUUGACUGCUGUCAAAUGGUUCAGUUGAGGUUUUCUUUCAUCCUUGAAGUUUGACGUAGAGAUUUAAGGGACGUUCUUUGUCGUUG